AUGGAGUUUGGAGAGAUUUUAAGGAUCAUUGGAGAAUUUGGAAUUUUCCAGAAGCUUAUACUAUUUGCACUACCCUUUCCAAACUUCUUACUGCCUUUGUGUUUUUCUAGUUUUCUUUUCAUCCAGUCCGAUCCAGAUCGACGUUGUAACACCGAUUGGAUUCUCAAGGCUGCUCCCAACUUGACGUUGGAUGAGCAGCUGAACCUAACCAUUCCGCUGGAGCGGAAUGCUUCUUUCAGCAAGUGUCACAUGUUUGUUCCAGUGGACUGGGACAUUGAAACCAUCAGGGAGCGUGGACUCAAUAAGACCACAGUGUGCCAGAAUAGUUGGGUGUACUCCAAGACAAUGUAUCAAGCCACGAUAGUCACUGACUUUGAUCUCGUCUGCGACAAGUCCAACAUGCCUGCUGUUGUGCAGACAAUCUUCAUGGCCGGUAUACUCUUUGGCUCUAUUAUCUUUGGGCCUGUUCUCGAACCACUUGGUCGUCUGAGGACCACACAGUUGCCGGCAGUGGUCCUGUCAAUAUGCAAUCUCGUUUCUGCCGCAUCUCCAAAUUUCUACGUCUACAUCGUGGCACAGUUCCUGGUUGGAGUUGGUCUUGCAGGAUAUAGAAUUAACUCUACUGUAUUAGCAACAGAGUGGUUGGGGACCACCAAAAGAUCCUAUGCCUCCUGUUUGAGCCAAAUGUUUACUGCUCUGGGACAAUGUUUCCUGGCCGGACUGGUCUACGAAAUUCGUAACUGGAGAAUAAUACAAUAUGGGUUGGCAGCAGUCUAUUCCCUUGUUGUCAUCUAUAUUUGGUGGAUUCCGGAAUCUGCGAGAUGGUUGUUGAGCCAAGGAAGAAUCGAGGACGCGAAGACGUUGAUCAGGAAGGUUGCAGCAAUAAAUCAACGGGAAAUCCCUGAGAAUAUGCUGGACUGCAUGGGGCAUGAGAAAGGCGAAACCCAAACCGGAGCAAUCAAUACAAUUUUUACCACACCAAUCUUACUGAAAUAUUUGUGCAUUGUGUCGUUUACAUGGUUUUCGGUCAAUCUCGGCUACUUCUGUCUUAUUCUCAAUGUGGGUAAAUUUGGAUUGGACAUCUUUCUGGUGCAAUUCAUCUUUGGCUUCUCGGAAGUGCCCGUACACCUCCUGUGCAUUUGGGUUUUGGAAUUGUUGGGCAGGAAAAUAUCCCUCAUUUUAACACUUCUGACUGGUGGCUUUGUUUGCCUCUUGACGUUGGCUUUCUCACAAGACGACCCUGUGGUUAUUACGGCUCUUGUAACUGCAGGCAAGUUCUUUUUAAAUGGGGCUACAUCGAUAUGUAUGGUCUACUCUCAAGAGCUGUUUCCCACUUCAGCCAGGCAAACGGCUGUUAGCUUUGGGGCCAUAGCGAUGAGAGGAGCCGGACUGCUGGCUCCGCUGGUCAACAUGUUGGCCGUAUACCACGUGUCCCUACCCAUCAUCAUUUUCAGCAGCCUGACUGUGUUCACUGCAGCUCUUGGUUUCCUUCUCCCUGAAACCAGAAGAAAAGAACUGCCUGAAUCCGCCAGUGAGGUCGCGGAUAAUAGAAAUGUUUCAAAGAAAACAGGAACCGAGUUAAGGCAGAUUGAGCACAAAAGAAGAAAAUCGACGAAACUUUAGUCUCCAUAUUGCAUGCUGUGUUGU
This is a messenger RNA of Phycodurus eques (leafy seadragon), 1647 nucleotides long. Its product is annotated as solute carrier family 22 member 13-like. Gene Ontology annotation, molecular function: transmembrane transporter activity. Gene Ontology annotation, cellular component: membrane. The transcript is spliced from 10 exons. The record is from RefSeq and is a predicted model, not a curated record. Lineage: Eukaryota; Metazoa; Chordata; Actinopteri; Syngnathiformes; Syngnathidae. Gene Ontology annotation, biological process: transmembrane transport. Bases 1 to 1623 code for a protein of 540 amino acids.